AUGAUGGACAUUUCUGUAUCUUCUCGGGAAGAAGAAGGUCCCCGAGAUGAGAUUAUUAACUCAAUGUUGAACAGUGCCCGUAGUGCAAUGAAGCUAGGCAUGUUCGAGGAGGCCAUGGGACGGCUCGAGGAAAUCCUCGAAUGCGGAACAACCGAUAUUCAAUUACUCGGCAGAAUCUACAUGUACUACGGAAGAGUACUCAGAUAUUUGAAGCAUGAAACUAAGGCUCUUGAGUUUUUUGAACACGAGCUCAAUGUGCUAAAACUGACCUUCAUUUAUCCAAAAGCGUGCGACUCCUCGCGGCGAAUCGUUGAACUUGCACUCUCGAUGGGAAAAAUUUCAAAAGCCAAGCGAUGUGCAGAAGAUCUCAUUGACUACACCAGCAAUCGAAAAGAAGGAGAAACAUUCGUCAGAAUCGCAAGAACUCUUCUCGUGACAGUUUGCUUGGAAGGUUAUGAACGAAAAUUGGAAGGCAAUCCCGAGGAGAACAAACGACUUCUCACUAUUAGUGCCGAACAGAUUUCCAAAAUCAAACAGAUAAAUGAAGAGCACCCCGAUAAUAUUUCCAAAGUCGAAAUUUUAAUGCUUGAGGCGAAGUGCCUUGCUUUGCAAGAAAAACAGAGAGAAUCCCAUCAAACGUAUCAGGACUGUAUUGAUUUGUGUAUCAAAACCGAUCAACUAGCAAACGUUCACCGAGCCUACUACGAAAUGGCUCUCUAUGCUGAAGGAAAUAUGCUCAUUUUCAUCGUCAACAAUCUGAGAAGUGCGUCAUAUUAUGUGUCGAAAUAUGGAACGACGCGAGAAGUAGCCAAGUACAAACGGGAGUUAGCUGAUAAACUGUUGGCGUUCGGAAACCCCCACGAGGCGUACUGCAACGCUAUGGAGGCGUUGGAACUGAUUCGCCAACAAAACUUGAAUGAAUACCUCAAAGACACUCUUUUACUCGUUGCAAAAUGUCUGGCCGCGCUUGGAAGGAGACAACAAUCGGCUUACUUUAUCGUUCUCGGAAGUGUUCUCACUAUCAAACAGGAUUGCUUCGAAAAGUUUUAUAAGCUCAUUGACGAAGUGAUGACAGCCGAGAGAAAUGAUACAGAAGAAGGAAAAGAUGUGAGCCUAGCUUUAGAUGCAUCCGCGGAUCCGGUUGCGCCGAAUGAGGUCGUGACAAAGGUUGUUGUCAAACUCGAACAUGCUACGAAUGUGGAGACAUGGCGAAUGGUAGUCAACGGCAUAAUUGAAGAUCAGAAGCGUCCCGCACCGGUGGUAGAGGAAACUCCGAAGGAGAACGAAGAGCCAAUGGAUUUCAUGGAUCUGAUCUGCAAGAUGAAUUCGCGAAUGGACGAUCAGAGAACUGCAAUGCCAGCGUCAAUCUUCGCAGCACCACGACCCAUAUCUGCCGCUUCCAAAAAGACCACGAAAAGCCACCGAAUCCUCCCUGGCUUCCGUGCGAACAUAGCCAAAAUACAGAAUAUGAAGUUCGACGGCCAAACAGUCAAUAAGCUUUUGAAGCGGUCGAAGAAAAGCAAAACGUCGCUGCACUCAACCUCGACGCAAGGCGAUGAUACUCGAAGUGAUACUGAUGCCACGGUGCUGUCCAAAUAA
Messenger RNA from Caenorhabditis briggsae, 1599 nucleotides. RefSeq names its product Protein CBR-GPR-2 (gene Cbr-gpr-2). The record is from RefSeq and is a predicted model, not a curated record. NCBI's taxonomy places the organism in Eukaryota, Metazoa, Nematoda, Chromadorea, Rhabditida, Rhabditidae. Bases 1 to 1599 code for a protein of 532 amino acids. Gene Ontology annotation, molecular function: protein binding. The transcript has 4 exons.